Lineus longissimus is the source of this 2374-nucleotide messenger RNA. RefSeq lists its product as uncharacterized. The record is from RefSeq and is a predicted model, not a curated record. The transcript has 7 exons. NCBI's taxonomy places the organism in Eukaryota, Metazoa, Nemertea, Pilidiophora, Heteronemertea, Lineidae. Bases 76 to 972 code for a protein of 298 amino acids.
UCGCCAGGUUUAUUCGUUGUUUUGUCAAAGAGAGAUACGGCAGUUAUAGUUGAUUUAAGUUUCACUUCCCGAGCCAUGUCACUCGUCCUAGGCCUCGUUUGCAUCUUUGGCUCAGUGGUCGCUCUGGUAACUCCCUGCUGCUUUCCCGACCAGGCAUCGUUCGAUUGGAAGUUGGAAUCCAAUUCGACUUUCAAUAACAAAGACAACACGUACCCGUUUAAGGCUUCAGGAAGCCUUGCGUUUGAUUUCAAGAACCAAUUGUUCGCCAUACAAUUGGGGGACAGCGAAAAGUAUGUGCUCAACUUGGGGAAGAAACUCAGCUCUUCUAUCAAACAAGAGGUUCGCAAGGGGAAAACGAGGGGGGAAAGCUGCAUUGGUACGAGUACCAGCGGAAGUGCUGGAACGCCGUGGAAAUGCGUCUUAGACAAUACAAACAUUUUCAUCGAGAUUGAAGGAGAGGCUGGUUAUCUUCUUUUUAUCCCCGGGUUGAUGUAUGGGCCAGUCACCAUGCAGAAGGACGUGUGCAUCCCCCAGUCGGGCGAUUUUGAAAUAACGAUCAAUAUUGGAAGCCGUUACACAAUGACCAUGACCGUCAAAGUUGAAGUCAGCAAUGUGAGUGAGAAGGUCGAUCCCUCCAUCUUUAAGGCACCUUGUGAACCUGAUCCGGCCAGAUUCAAUCCAUCCGACUCUCUUGAGAUUUUAACGCCGGAUGAGUUGGUUCAGUUGGCUCUCUCUCUAUUCAACACUCCCGCGUUUACCACUCCCGCGUUUACCACUCCAACAUAUACAGGAACCUACGACCCCAGUGGUAACCCUAGUUUUGAUACUACCACAACUCAAACACCCGAGACAGAGUCUGAUGAGGUUGAAGUUGAACAAGAAAAUAAUGAGGACGGCGAAGAUGAAGUAGAAGACGACGACGAUGUAGAAACCGAAAACGAAAACGACGAGGAUGACGAGGAGGAUGAAUAGGAAAACAUAGACGAAGAAGACGGAGAGGCCGAUUCAACUAAAACCUCUGAUGAAACUCGGAGACGAAGGUGUCUAUCGUACCUGGAGCAAUCACAAAUCUGCUAUAUAGAGGAGUCGUUGACAGAAGUGUCUGCCCAACGAGUCGUACAGCAAUUACUUCCUUGACUGUCCGAAGUGUCCUGAACCCAUAAGGAAACAGUACGACACAUAAGCCAUGAUUCUGAUAUUACGAUAGUCUGUCCCAGAGCAAUUUUUACAUGUAUAAGGCUGAUCGGUUAUUUAUGUUAUCCUCAAUCUGUCACAGAACUUCAUAUUAGAAAGCAAGCCUUUUUAAGUGUAUACCUUCAUUCAGCAGCCGCCCAAUAACUGUUCAUGUAUUCGUAUUGUCCUUGCACCUGCGUCAUCUUGUUCAUACACUGUAUUGUAACUUUGUGUGUUGAAAGCUAUAAUAGGGUGGAUUACUAUCCCAUUCAAUAGGCAGGAACAUAAAAUUGACUUGCAUCAAAGAUUCUGUUAGCCUUGUUUCAAGUCGUAUAUAUACUACAGUAUACAAAAACCUUGAUUUCUUAGUCUUGUUUCAAGUCGUAUACUACAGUAUACAAAACCCUUGAUUUCAGCGUUAAUGAUUCGUUCACGUUGUUACUAUCUGCCAAUGUUGUACGGUUUACCAUGGCGAAGUACGGCCGGAGUUCAUCACAGGGCAGGGUGUGAAUAUGCCGUUCAGGAUGUUCCUGUUUAUGAUCAUACCUGUUGGUGGCGCAUUUGGUAAGAUCAUACAAGCCAAGUAUCGCAUCUGUCUUUCUUGGAGCAUAAAACCAAUGCCCCUCAAAUGGUCUUUUUGUCAAAGGGAAUACCAGGUCUUUUUUGAAGAAGUACUUUUUCCACGUGGUAUCGAAGUCGUAAAUGAACUCUUUGUCUUCUUUGUAGAAACUGAUGUCUAUGUAAGGAAAACGAAACUCCCGGUUCGGUAUUAUUGAAUCGUUGGUCCUAUAGAACUUCAGUCUCUUGUUGAUGUAGUAGACUGUGUAAUUAGAUCCUAAUCGCUGUAAAGCCUUUAUGGCCCGUCUUCUCUCGGCAUAGGGAAUAAACACAUCCACAUCAUCGUCCCAGGGCACGAAUCCGUGGUAUCUAUAUGACCCUAAAAGAGUCCCUCCAUACAGCAUGUAGGUCACGUAACUCUUCACACAUGUAUCGUGGAAUAAUUUGAGAAGGAAUAUGAAUGUAUCUCGAUCUUUCGUCUCCAAUUUUCUCUUGAAAUGUUUCAUCGAUCCACCUUUAAUUUCCUGAUCGUAAUUCUUCGCCGUCGGCAGUUUUGGUUCGUCACGUGACCGGAAGUGCAAGCUUGACACGGCAUCCUGGAUGACUUGCGUGGACGAAAGAUACUGCUCGCUGCUGGCUGAUA